Messenger RNA from Fusarium odoratissimum NRRL 54006, 171 nucleotides. RefSeq lists its product as uncharacterized. The record is from RefSeq and is a predicted model, not a curated record. Lineage: Eukaryota; Fungi; Ascomycota; Sordariomycetes; Hypocreales; Nectriaceae. Bases 1 to 171 code for a protein of 56 amino acids. The transcript is spliced from 2 exons.
AUGGGUAUUAACCUGAAGUCUGGUAAGAUGAUUGUAGUCCCUACCAGCCCACGAGCUACCAGUGAUGAGUGGAAACUCGUUGCCCAACUCGUUGCGUCUGGCUGGGUCACUCACGGAGGUGUUUGUGAGGAGCCUGCAGAAGAACACCUUGAUCAAUGGGAGAGGCUGUAG